Molecule: messenger RNA, 1536 nt
Organism: Daldinia childiae
Lineage: Eukaryota; Fungi; Ascomycota; Sordariomycetes; Xylariales; Hypoxylaceae
Product: Sugar transporter STL1
Exons: 4
Coding region: 1-1536 (511 amino acids)
Biological process (GO): carbohydrate transport; transmembrane transport
Cellular component (GO): membrane
Molecular function (GO): carbohydrate:proton symporter activity
Source: RefSeq, a predicted model, not a curated record
AUGACCUCUUCUAAAUACUUUGGCCUUCAAGGUCACCUCCUAAGCAGAUUGCAGACGGCUCUUAUCGUCGCUCCGUCCUUCAUCUUGUUUGGGUACAAUCAGGCCGGUAUUGGCGGUCUAAUCACCCAGAACGAUUGGGUUAAAACGUUCCCUGAGAUCGACACUGUCCACGCCGUCGGCUCCGAGAAAAGCGAGAAGUCGACACUGCAGGGUUUCGUCGUAGCUGUCUUCGUUAUUGGUGCCCUCUUCGGUGCGCUCUCGUGCUCGUACACGGGUGAUCGAUUUGGCCGCCGCAAUGUUAUCUUCUUCGCUGGUCUGUGCACCUUAAUCGGUGAGAUCCUCGAGGCGUCUUCCUUUGGUCUACCGCAAUUUAUUGUUGGUAGAGUUAUCGUAGGUCUCGGAGUUGGACAGCUAAGUUCCCUCGUCCCCGUAUGGCAGAGCGAAACUGCCGGUGCGAAGAACCGUGGUCGCCACGUCGUGCUAGACGGGCUCUUCAUUUGCCUCGGUUAUGUCCUCGAGUCCUGGAUUAACCUGGGCUUCUUCGAAUUGAAAACUGGGCCCGUCACCUGGCGCCCACCCAUCGCCAUCGCGUGCGUCUUUUCGCUAGUCCUCAUAUGCUCUAUUUAUAUGUUCCCAGAGUCGCCGCGCUGGCUUCUCAUGACGAACAAGAGCGAAUUGGCCCGCGAGAACCUCGCUAUCCUCCGGGGCCUUCCGCAGGAUGCGCCCGAGGUCAGUGCCGAGAUUGAGGGUAUUGAACUUUCUCUCGAGCUCUCGGCCGACGGCGGCGCUAAGCUAAGCCAAAUAUUCAAGAUGGGCGAAGACAAGCUAGCAUACCGAUUUGGACUUUGUAUCCUCUUGCAGUUUUACCAGCAGAUGUCUGGAAGCAAUCUUAUCAGCGUAUACGCGCCGAUCCUCUUUCAGGAGAAUCUUGGCUUGAGCAGCGAGAUGUCCCGUAUCCUUUCUGCCGGUGCCUUGACUUGGAAGUUCCUGUCGUCGUUUUUGGCCUUCAUAGCCAUCGAUCGCUUCGGGCGACGCGCUGUUUUCAUCACUAGCGGCGCUGGCAUGUCGUGCUGCAUGAUAGCACUCGCGGUUGCAACAUCGUUCCCCACGUCAAACAGAGCCUCGCAGAUCGCCGCAGGCUGCUUUAUUUAUCUGUACAACACGUUCGUCCCCAUCGGGUUCCUUGGCGCCAAUUUCUUGUACUGCACCGAAGUCGCCCCACUCCGGCUGCGCAUGGCCAUGAGCUCGAUCUCGACAGCCAACCAUUGGGCCUGUCGCCAUGGUCACCCCGUCGCCAUCUACAGCAUCGGCUGGCAGUACUAUAUUGUAUUUGCUGUCAUCGCUGCUUGCGUGCCCGUCUCCGUCUACUUCCUAUUCCCCGAGACCAUGGGCCGUAGCCUUGAGGAGAUUGACCUCAUGUUCAAGGACUCGCCGUCCGCGUUGGCGACCGUUCGGUAUGAGAAGCAGCUACGCCGUGCCGGUUCGCCGACGUCGUCGCUUACGGAGAAGAACAAGCUUGACCACUCUGAAGGCUAG